Molecule: messenger RNA, 36242 nt
Organism: Patiria miniata (bat star)
Lineage: Eukaryota; Metazoa; Echinodermata; Asteroidea; Valvatida; Asterinidae
Product: mucin-16-like
Exons: 10
Coding region: 358-33549 (11063 amino acids)
Biological process (GO): cell differentiation; multicellular organism development
Molecular function (GO): protein binding
Source: RefSeq, a predicted model, not a curated record
CGUCAUACGUAGUCCAGCGUUUAUUGGAGCAUCCACUUAAUUAGCCUUACGAGCUUGCCCGCACUCAGAUCCUUGUAGCUCGUGCUGGGGUAACCCACCGGACUUGCCGUGCUGUUCCGUGUACUCCAUCAGCGUGGUAGAUCCACUCCGCUACAAUCUGGUGACCAGCCGCUUCAAGACUUUGCUCCGUUCUUGAUCCUCUCUCUGGAUGCUGUGGUCGGCAGCCUAUUUACGGAUUGAUAACACCAGGAUUGUUUUGCUAUUCUCGUGGAAUGUUACGUUGUGAGGAAUGUCUAGUGUCUUGAGAAACUGUAGACGAACUUCGGAAUUUUCCUUGCCGUAAACUGAAACGGUAAUAUGAGACCAACGUGGGGACUAGCUGCCCUAGCAUGGCUGCACGUUUUAUUUACCCAGUGCGCCAAUGCUUUUGAUCCAUUUAUGCGUGAUCCUAAAGAUCCGUGCAGUCUCAACUGUCCUAGAUUCUAUGCCCCUGUCUGUGGGAGUGAUGGGCAGACAUACUACAGUGCCUGUGUUCUACUGUCUUUCCGAUGCAAAAAGAAUGAUAAAUCACUACGUGUGCAGUAUCUAGGGAAAUGCAGAAUAAUCAUAAAAGUUGAGCAAGUCUGUCCAAGGCAUUGCCCCAACUUAAUGAUUCCAGUGUGUGGAACAGAUGGCAACACCUAUGGGAACAAGUGUUUCUUAGAGGCAGCUGCUUGUGAACGACGCCAACCCUUGCAGGUUGCUAGUCAAGGCUACUGUAUACGAACAGAGGCAGCAGGACGGUGCAACACUAGAUACAAUUUGAAGUUCAAAGCCGUGUGUGGUCGCGAUAAAAAGACAUACUUCAACCGCCAGAUUUUGCAAGUGGCUGCCUGUGUCAACAAUAGCCCAACUCUUGCUCUACAACUUCACAGAGGAAUCUGUGAAUUUGGAAGAAAAAGAGUACCGAGGGAGUGUAGAAAGCAUCGUUGUGAUGCAACCUACGAUGCUGUAUGUGGUACUGAUGGGAACACCUACAUCAACCGCUGCAUGAUGAACUACAUGGGUUGCUUACGGGGCGAUACAUCAUUGAAAUUAGUGUACAAGGGGGAGUGUAGAGAUGAGGUUAUUGUUACUUCAACAUCAGUAAGGCCAACAAGACCUUCAACAUUAACCACAGUCUUAACAACCUUGGCACCAACCGUUGGAGUUGGCGUGGACCCAAGAACUCUCAAGCCAAUUAACCCACUACUUGAAGAGCCAUCCACAGUGAUAGCAACUGCAACACCUGGAACAACUGCAGCUGUAGUCCCAACAAAUCCUAUCACAACAAUGAAACCUACAGCAGUUAGUGUAACAAGUGCGGAAUCAACCACUGAAGAGGCAACCAAUACUUUAGAGCCUAUAACAACUGAAAAGUUAGCUUCAACUCCACAGACGUCCACAAAGUUAUCAGCUGAGUCCAGAACAGAACUGACGACAACAAUAACACCAUCAACAUUUGAAGGAAUAACCACAAGUUUAGUGCCUAAAACAACUGUAAAGUUAAUCAUGGCUCUGGAUGCUUCCACAAUUUUUUCAACUGAGUCAAUAGCAGAAAUUACGACAACAAUGAAACCGACAUCAGUGGAAGAAACAACCAUUGCUGCAAUAACUGAUGCAUCUACCGCCAGAUCAGCAAUAACAACUCUAGAGUCCACAACAACUAAGAAGUUAACCUCAACCUCUCAGACCUCCAAAACACAAUCAACUGAGUCAGAAACAGAUUUCUUGACAACAAUGAAACCAACAAUAGUUGAAACAACUGGAAGUGCAGCAGCUGUUGAUUCAACCAUAAAAUCAGCGUCCACAACUUUAGAGCCCACAACAACUCAAAAGCUACUCUCAACUCCACAGGCCUCCACAACACUGUCAACUGAGUCAAGAGAACAAGUUGCGUCAACAAUGAAACCAACAACAGUGGAAGGAACAACCACACAUAUAGCAACUGUUGGAUCAACCACACAGACAGCGAGCACAACGUUAGAGCAAAUAUCAACAACUCAAAAGCUAACCUCAACUCCACAGGCCUCAACACCAUUGUCAGCUGAUGAGUCAAGAGAAGUUGUGACAAUAGUAAAACCAAUAACAGUUGAAGGAACAAUCUCAAGUAUUGAAUCAACCACAGAGUCAGCAACCACUACUUUAGAUCCCACCACAACUCAAAAGCUAACCUCAACUCCACAGGCCUCCACAGCAUUACCAACUGAGUCAAGAGCAGAAGUUGCUACAACAAUGAAACCAACAACAGGGGAAGGAGCAAUCACAAAAACAGCAACUGUUGAAUCAACUACUGAGACAGCGACCACAACUUUAGAUCCCACAACAACUCAAAGGCUAACCUCAACUCCGCAGGCUUCCACAGCAUUGCCAACUGAUGAGUCAAGAGAGGAAGUUGGGACAACAUUGAAACCAACAAAAGUGGAAGGAACAACCACAGAAUCAACAACCAUAACUUUAGAGCCCACAACACCUCAAAAGCUAACCUCAACUCCACAGGCCUCCACAACAGUGGAAGGAACAACCACAAGUACGGCAACUGUUGAAUCAACCACAGAGUCAGCAACCACAACUUCAGAGCCCACAACAACUCAAAAGCUAACCUCAACUCCACAUACCUCCACAGUAUUACCAACUGAGCCAAGAGCAGAAGUUGUUACAACAAUGAAACCAACAAUGAAACCAAGUAUUGAAUCAACCACAGAGUCAGCAACCACUACUUUAGAUCCCACCACAACUCAAAAGCUAACCUCAACUCCACAGGCCUCCACAGCAUCACCAACUGAGUCAAGAGCAGAAGUUGCUACAACAAUGAAACCAACAACAGGGGAAGGAGCAAUCACAAAAACAGCAACUGUUGAAUCAACUACUGAGACAGCGACCACAACUUUAGAUCCCACAACAACUCAAAGGCUAACCUCAACUCCGCAGGCCUCCACAGCAUUGUCAACUGAUGAGUCAAGAGAGGAAGUUGGGACAACAUUGAAACCAACAAAAGUGGAAGGAACAACCACAGAAUCAACAACCAUAACUUUAGAGCCCACAACACCUCAAAAGCUAACCUCAACUCCACAGGCCUCCACAACAGUGGAAGGAACAACCACAAGUACGGCAACUGUUGAAUCAACCACAGAGUCAGCAACCACAACUUCAGAGCCCACAACAACUCAAAAGCUAACCUCAACUCCACAUACCUCCACAGUAUUACCAACUGAGCCAAGAGCAGAAGUUGUUACUACAAUGAAACCAACAACAGGGGAAGGAGCAAUCACAAAAACAGCAACUGUUGAAUCAACUACUGAGACAGCGACCUCAACUCUAGAUCCCAUAACAGCUCAAAAGUUAACCUCAACUCCACAGGCCUCUACAGCAUUGUCAACUGAUGAGUCAAGAGAGGAAAUUUGGACAACAUUUAAACCAACAAAAGUGAAAGGAACAACUACAGAAUCAACAACCAUAACUUUAGAGCCCACAACAACUCAAAAUCUAACCUCAAUUCCACAGGCCUCCACAACAUUGUCAACUGAGUCAAAAAAACAAGUUGUGUCAACAAUGAAACCAAAAACAGUGGAAAGAACAACCACAAGUGCGACAACUGUUGAAUCAACCACAGAGUCAGCAACCACAACUUUAGAUCCCACAACAACUCAAAAGCUAACCUCGAAUCCACAGGCCUCCACAGUAUUACCAACUGAGUCAAGAACAGACGUUGUUACAACAAUAAAACCAACAACAGGGGAGGGAGCAAUCACAAAAACAGCAACUGUUGAAUCAACCACUGAGACAGCGACCACAACUCUAGAUCCCACAACAACUCAAAAGCUAACCUCAACUCCACAGGCCUCCACAGCAUUGUCAAAUGAUGGGUCAAGAGAGGAAGUUGGGACAACAUUGAAACCAACAAAAGUGGAAGGAACAACCACAGAAUCAACAACCAUAACUUUAGAGCCCACAACAACUCACAAGCUUACCUCAACUCCACAGGCCUCCACAAUAUUGGCAACUGAGUCAAGAGAACAAGUUGUGUCAACAAUAAAACCAACAAUAGUGGAAGGAACAACCACAAGUACGGCAACUGUUGAAUCAACCACAGAGUCAACAACCACAACUUCAGAGCCCACAACAACUCAAAAGCUAGCCUCAACUCAACAAGUUUCAACAGUAUUAUCAACUGAUUCAAGAGAAGACAUUUUGACAACAAUGAAACCAACAGCAGUGGAAGGAACAACCUCAAGUACGGCAGCUGUUGAAUCAACCACGGAGACAGUGACCACAACUUUAGAUCCCACAACAACUCAAAAGCUACCCUCAACUCUACAGUCCUCCCCAGCAUUAUCGACUGAGUCAAGAACAGAAGCAGUGACAACAGUGAAACCAACAACAGUGGAAGGAACAACCACAAGUGCGGCAACUGUUGAAUCAACCACAGAGUCAGCAACCACGACUUCAGAGCCAACAACGACUCAAAAGCUAGCCUCAACUCAACAAGUUUCAACAGCAUUAUCAACUGAUUCAAGAGAAGACAUUUUGACAACAAUGAAACGUACAACAUCGGAAGGACCAACCUCAAGUACGGCAACUGUGAUGAACCCCAUGAUUGUUGAGACAGCUGCAGAAUCUGUUGACUCAACCACAAGCCAACACGUUGAAUCCAUGGAGACAAUGACUACUCAUUCAACACCAACUAGACAACCCACAACAGAACGUUUACACUCAACAACCCUUACAACCCAAGAUCCUUUGUCAACUUCACAGCCUACACUAGUAUCUAAUGAAAAAAUCAGUGGAACAACUGAUUCAGCUUCUGAAAGAACAGAGCUUGUAGAGAUAUUAAAGGAAACUACUACUGCCUCUGGAAAGACUGACUCUUCAACAACUAAUCAGGCUCUUCUUAUUGACGAAACAACAGAAUUUAUAACAGAUAUACUUGUGACUAAAGAGGAAACUACAGAAGAAAUUUCAGGCAUGUCACCUUCACCUGAGUUUACUUUUAAAUAUACGAAACCGCCAUUCCAAAGAGUCACUGAUAUUGUUCCACCAACGACAUCGGAGCUGAGCUUAACAACUUUAUUUAUUGAACCUAUAGUCGUUGAUGGAUUAUCCACUACAGCAUCAGUGGAAGACUCUUCGAAGACCUCUGCUAUGAGAGACACAUCAAGACAUGUUUCGGCAACUCCAGAACCCACCCCGACGAAUUUAACUACACUGAGUACUGCCACGCCCGAUACAACCGUUGAGGCUACAAAAACAACGGUUGUUGGUGACAAUAUUGCCAGAAAUACCGUUGGUCCAACAGGAUUAGUAUCAUCUGAAGCACCUAAAGCUGCUACUCCUGAACACUACUCUGAAUUAAUUUCAACAAGUACGCAAACACCUCCAUAUCCUUCUGUCACACAAUCAUUCAGUGAGGUUGAGGAAUCGUCUACUGCACAGAUUCCAAUGGAGUCAUCUUCCAUUGUUCCCACCACGACUCAUGCUGUAUCAACCCAAAGCAGCAAACCAGAAGUGGUCUCCUCUUCAACACCCAAAUCUUUAUCAGAGGGUCCUCCUGUUACGACAGUUUCUCCAAUUUCGAUCUCAUCAACCACUGUCAUUCCAGGUUCAGUAACCCCUUCUGAACCGAUUAGUGACACUACACACAAGCCAAUGGAAGGUUUUACAGAGGAUGUUGCCAAAACAAUAGGAAAGGAUGUGACAGAAGGUGCAACAACCAAAUCAUUUUCAAAAACAGAUAUUGUGGAGAUUUUGACAGAAAGCUCUACACCUUCUGUUCCCAUGCAAACUGAUGCCAGCCUUACCUCAUUAGUAAAUCAAGACCUGAUGGACAAAACUAUCGCAGUUACACAAUCAAGCCCCAAAACAGAUUCAUUUUUGACUGAAGAAGACACAACUACAGAGGAAAUUUCAGGUUUGGGUCUUUCACCUCAAUCAGUUGUUUCACCUAAGACAACACCAUAUCAGAGAGUAACUGAUAUUGGGUCAGAAACCACUGAGGAUCUGAGUUUUACAAGUGUACCUCUUGGACCUACAACAGCUGCUGAGAAAACUACUCAAACACCAGUUGACAUCUCUGUUGGUCCUCCCGGUUCUUUUUCUGCUGGACCUCCUGGUGUCACUACAACAAGUGGUAAACCUACUGAUGACCUUUCGUCUUCUGUAACCUCUGUAACCACACCUUUUCCAACAGGAAGCACAUUACCUGUUUUCAGCAGUUCAACCAAGGCUUCUGAUAGACCUGAUGUUUUGAAUGAAGUAGACAAUUCCGUCACAGACAUGGCUGAGAUGCAAACAAAACCAACAACGCCAAUUUCUGGUGUAGCCCAAACAACAACAUCUGGAGAUUUUGAAGCAACUUCUCUGUUUGUUGACAAAAUCAAAGACACCAAAGCUACAGACUCUUCUGGUUUGAUGCCUUCUACAAAGGUUACAGAGCCCCCAUCAUAUGUAACGGACCAAGCAACAGAUAUGGCUUCAGCCGAGGUUGAUAAAAUAACCUUUACUGAUGAAAGUCCUGCAACAAAACAUGUGACAACUCGGCCAUCAUCAGUGACAACAAAGGAGGUUGUUUAUGCAUCAGAUUCAGUUACAGGACCAGCUGAAACUACAAAGACAUCCAAUGCAAUCAUUUCCAGUACGACUAUUGGUCAAACUGCAUUUGUAUCGUCAAGUGCGUCUGAUGCUGCUACUCCAGGAGAGAAACAUGCAUCACUUACAACAAGUGAGCACAUGAAAACUGUCGACUCCUCAACAGAACCUCCUCCACUUGCUUCUGCCACACCCUCAUUCAGUAGGACUGAGGAAUCAUCUACAACAAAGACUGUAAUGGAGUCAUUUUCCAUUGUUCCCACCACGACUCAUGCUGUAUCAACCCAUGACAGCAAACCAGAAGUGGUCUCCUCUUCAACACCCAAAUCUUUAUCAGAGGGUCCUCCUGUUACGACAGUUUCUCCAAUUUCGAUUUCAUCAACCACUGUCAUUCCAGGUUCAGUAACCCCUUCUGAACCGAUUAGUGACACUACACACAAGCCAAUGGAAGGUUUUACAGAGGAUGUUGCCAAAACAACAGGAAAGGAUGUGACAGAAGGUGCAACAACCAAAUCAUUUUCAAAAACAGAUAUUGUGGAGAUUUUGACAGAAAGCUCUACACCUUCUGUUCCCAUGCAAACUGAUGCCAGCCUUACCUCAUUAGUAAAUCUAGACCUGAUGGACAAAACUAUCGCAGUUACACAAUCAAGCCCCAAAACAGAUUCAUUUUUGACUGAAGAAGACACAACUACAGAGGAAAUUUCAGGUUUGGGUCUUUCACCUCAAUCAGUUGAUUCACCUAAGACAACACCAUAUCAGAGAGUAACUGAUAUUGGGUCAGAAACCACUGAGGAUCUGAGUUUUACAAGUGUACCUCUUGGACCUACAACAGCUGCUGAGAAAACUACUCAAACACCAGUUGACAUCUCUGUUGGUCCUCCCGGUUCUUUUUCUGCUGGACCUCCUGGUGUCACUACAACAAGUGGUAAACCUACUGAUGACCUUUCGUCUUCUGUAACCUCUGUAACCACACCUUUUCCAACAGGAAGCACAUUACCUGUUUUCAGCAGUUCAACCAAGGCUUCUGAUAGACCUGAUGUUUUGAAUGAAGUAGACAAUACCGUCACAGACAUGGCUGAGAUGCAAACAAAACCAACAACGCCAAUUUCUAGUGUAGCCCAAACAACAACAUCUGGAGAUUUUGAAGCAACUUCUAUGUUUGUUGACAAAAUCAAAGACACCAAAGCUACAGACUCUUCUGGUUUGAUGCCUUCUACAAAGGUUACAGAGCCCCCAUCAUAUGUAAAGGACCAAGCAACAGAUAUGGCUUCAGCCGAGGUUGAUAAAAUAACCUUUACUGAUGAAAGUCCUGCAACAAAACAUGUGACAACUCGGCCAUCAUCAGUGACAACAAAGGAGGUUGUUUAUGCAUCAGAUUCAGUUACAGGACCAGCUGAAACUACAAAGACAUCCAAUGCAAUCAUUUCCAGUACGACUAUUGGUCAAACUGCAUUUGUAUCGUCAAGUGCGUCUGAUGCUGCUACUCCAGGAGAGAAACAUGCAUCACUUACAACAAGUGAGCACAUGAAAACUGUCGACUCCUCAACAGAACCUCCUCCACUUGCUUCUGCCACACCCUCAUUCAGUAGGACUGAGGAAUCAUCUACAACAAAGACUGUAAUGGAGUCAUCUUCCAUUGUUCCCACCACGACUCAUGCUGUAUCAACCCAUGACAGCAAACCAGAAGUGGUCUCCUCUUCAACACCCAAAUCUUUAUCAGAGGGUCCUCCUGUUACGACAGUUUCUCCAAUUUCGAUUUCAUCAACCACUGUCAUUCCAGGUUCAGUAACCCCUUCUGAACCGAUUAGUGACACUACACACAAGCCAAUGGAAGGUUUUACAGAGGAUGUUGCCAAAACAACAGGAAAGGAUGUGACAGAAGGUGCAACAACCAAAUCAUUUUCAAAAACAGAUAUUGUGGAGAUUUUGACAGAAAGCUCUACACCUUCUGUUCCCAUGCAAACUGAUGCCAGCCUUACCUCAUUAGUAAAUCAAGACCUGAUGGACAAAAAUAUGGCAGUUACACAAUCAAGCCCCAAAACAGAUUCAUUUUUGACUGAAGAAGACACAACUACAGAGGAAAUUUCAGGUUUGGGUCUUUCACCUCAAUCAGUUGUUUCACCUAAGACAACACCAUAUCAGAGAGUAACUGAUAUUGGGUCAGAAACCACUGAGGAUCUGAGUUUUACAAGUGUACCUCUUGGACCUACAACAGCUGCUGAGAAAACUACUCAAACACCAGUUGACAUCUCUGUUGGUCCUCCCGGUUCUUUUUCUGCUGGACCUCCUGGUGUCACUACAACAAGUGGUAAACCUACUGAUGACCUUUUGUCUUCUGUAACCUCUGUAACCACACCUUUUCCAACAGGAAGCACACUACCUGUUUUCAGCAGUUCAACCAAGGCUUCUGAUAGACCUGAUGUUUUGAAUGAAGUAGACAAUUCUGUCACAGACAUGGCUGAGAUGCAAACAAAACCAACAACGCCAAUUUCUAGUGUAGCCCAAACAACAACAUCUGGAGAUUUUGAAGCAACUUCUAUGUUUGUUGACAAAAUCAAAGACACCAAAGCUACAGACUCUUCUGGUUUGAUGCCUUCUACAAAGGUUACAGAGCCCCCAUCAUAUGUAAAGGACCAAGCAACAGAUAUGGCUUCAGCCGAGGUUGAUAAAAUAACCUUUACUGAUGAAAGUCCUGCAACAAAACAUGUGACAACUCGGCCAUCAUCAGUGACAACAAAGGAGGUUGUUUAUGCAUCAGAUUCAGUUACAGGACCAGCUGAAACUACAAAGACAUCCAUUGCAAUCAUUUCCAGUACGACUAUUGGUCAAACUGCAUUUGUAUCGUCAAGUGCGUCUGAUGCUGCUACUCCAGGAGAGAAACAUGCAUCACUUACAACAAGUGAGCACAUGAAAACUGUCGACUCCUCAACAGAACCUCCUCCACUUGCUUCUGCCACACCCUCAUUCAGUAGGACUGAGGAAUCAUCUACAACAAAGACUGUAAUGGAGUCAUCUUCCAUUGUUCCCACCACGACUCAUGCUGUAUCAACCCAUGACAGCAAACCAGAAGUGGUCUCCUCUUCAACACCCAAAUCUUUAUCAGAGGGUCCUCCUGUUACGACAGUUUCUCCAAUUUCGAUUUCAUCAACCACUGUCAUUCCAGGUUCAGUAACCCCUUCUGAACCGAUUAGUGACACUACACACAAGCCAAUGGAAGGUUUUACAGAGGAUGUUGCCAAAACAACAGGAAAGGAUGUGACAGAAGGUGCAACAACCAAAUCAUUUUCAAAAACAGAUAUUGUGGAGAUUUUGACAGAAAGCUCUACACCUUCUGUUCCCAUGCAAACUGAUGCCAGCCUUACCUCAUUAGUAAAUCAAGACCUGAUGGACAAAAAUAUGGCAGUUACACAAUCAAGCCCCAAAACAGAUUCAUUUUUGACUGAAGAAGACACAACUACAGAGGAAAUUUCAGGUUUGGGUCUUUCACCUCAAUCAGUUGUUUCACCUAAGACAACACCAUAUCAGAGAGUAACUGAUAUUGGGUCAGAAACAACUGAGGAUCUGAGUUUUACAAGUGUACCUGUUGGACCUACAACAGCUGCUGAGAAAACUACUCAAACACCAGUUGACAUCUCUGUUGGUCCUCCCGGUUCUUUUUCUGCUGGACCUCCUGGUGUCACUACAACAAGUGGUAAACCUACUGAUGACCUUUUGUCUUCUGUAACCUCUGUAACCACACCUUUUCCAACAGGAAGCACACUACCUGUUUUCAGCAGUUCAACCAAGGCUUCUGAUAGACCUGAUGUUUUGAAUGAAGUAGACAAUUCUGUCACAGACAUGGCUGAGAUGCAAACAAAACCAACAACGCUAAUUUCUAGUGUAGCCCAAACAACAACAUCUGGAGAUUUUGAAGCAACUUCUAUGUUUGUUGACAAAAUCAAAGACACCAAAGCUACAGACUCUUCUGGUUUGAUGACUUCUACAAAGGUUACAGAGCCCCCAUCAGAUGUAACAGACCAAGCAACCGAUAUGACUUCAGCCGAGGUUGAUAAAAUAACCUUUAGUGAUGAAAGUCCUGCAACAAAACAUGUGACAACUCAGCCAUCAUCAGUGACAACAAAGGAGGUUGUUUAUGCAUCAGAUUCAGUUACAGGACCAGCUGAAACUACAAAGACAUCCAAUGCAAUCAUUUCCAGUACGACUAUUGGUCAAACUGCAUUUGUAUCAUCAAGUGCGUCUGAUGCUGCUACUCCAGGAGAGAAACUUGCAUCACUUACAACAAGUGAGCACAUGAAAACUGUCGACUCCUCAACAGAACCUCCUCCACUUGCUUCUGCCACACCCUCAUUCAGUAGGACUGAGAAAUCAUCUACAACAAAGACUGUAAUGGAGUCAUUUUCCAUUGUUCCCACCACGACUCAUGCUGUAUCAACCCAUGACAGCAAACCAGAAGAGGUCUCCUCUUCAACACCCAAAUCUUUAUCAGAGGGUCCUCCUGUUACGACAGUUUCUCCAAUUUCGAUCUCAUCAACCACUGUCAUUCCAGGUUCAGUAACCCCUUUUGAACCAAUUAGUGACACUACACACAAGUCAAUGGAAGGUUUUACCGAGGACGUUGCCAAAACAAAAGGAAGGGAUGUGACAGAAGGUGCAACAACCAAAUCAUUUUCAAAAACAGAUAUUGUGGAGAUUUUGACAGAAAGCUCUACACCUUCUGUUCCCAUGCAAACUGAUGCCAGCCUUACCUCAUUAGUAAAUCAAGACCUGAUGGACAAAACUAUGGCAGUUACACAAUCAAGCCCCAAAACAGAUUCAUUUUUGACUGAAGAAGACACAACUACAGAGGCCAUUUCGGGCUUGGGUCUUUCACCUCAAUCAGUUGUUUCACUAAAGACAACAUCAUAUCAGAGAGUAACUGAUAUUGGGUCAGUAACUACUGAGGAUCUGAGUUUUACAAGUGUACCUGCUGGACCUACAACAGCUGCUGAGAAAACUACUAAAACACCAGUUGACAUCUCUGUUGGUCCUCCCGGUUCUUUUUCUGCUGGACCUCCUGGUGUCACUACAACAAGUGGUAAACCUACUGAUGAGCUUUCGUCUUCUGCAACCUCUGUAACCACACCUUUUCCAACAGGAAGCACAUUACCUGUUUUCAGCAGUUUAAUCAAGGCUACUGAUAGACCUGAUGUUGUGGAUGAAGUAGACAAUUCCAUCACAGACAUGGCUGAGAUGCAAACAAAACCAACAAUGCCAAUUUCUGGUGUAGCCCAAACAACAACAUCUGGAGAUUUUGAAGCAACUUCUAUGUUUGUUGACAAAAUCAAAGACACCAAAACUACAGACUCUUCUGGUUUAAUGCCUUCUACAAAGGUUACAGAGCCCCCAUCAUAUGUAACAGACCAAGCAACAGAUAUGGCUUCAGCCGAGGUUGAUAAAAUAACCUUUACUGAUGAAAGUCCUGCAACAAAACAUGUGACAACUCAGCCAUCAUCAGUGACAACAAAGGAGGUUGUUUAUGCAUCAGAUUCAGUUACGGGACCAGCUGAAACUACAAAGACAUCCAAUGCAAUCAUUUCCAGUACGACUAUUGGUCAAACUGCAUUUGUAUCGUCAAGUACGUCUGAUGCUGCUACUCCAGGAGAGAAACAUGCAUCACUUACAACAAGUGAGCACAUGAAAACUGUCGACUCUUCAACAGAACCUCCUCCACUAGCUUCUGCCACACCCUCGUUCAGUAGGACUGAAAUAUCAUCUACAACAAGGAUUGAAAUGGAGUCAUCUUCCAUUGUUCCCACCAGGACUCAUACUGUGUCAACCCAAAGCAGCAAACCAGAAGAGGUCUCCUCUUCAACACCCAAAUCUUUAUCAGAGGGUUCUCCUGUUAGGACAGUUUCUCCAAUUUCGAUCUCAUCAACCACUGUCAUUCCAGGUUCAGUAACCCCUUCUGAACCGAUUAGUGACACUACACACAAGCCAAUGGAAGGUUUUACCGAGGACGUUGCCAAAACAACAGGAAGGGAUGUGACAGAAGGUGCAACAACCAAAUCAUUUUCAAAAACAGAAAUUGUGGAGAUUUUGACAGAAAGCUCUUCACCUUCUGUUCCCAUGCAAACUGAUGCCAGCCUUACCUCAUUAGUAAAUCAAGACCUGAUGGACAAAACUAUGGCAGUUACACAAUCAAGCCCCAAAACAGAUUCAUUUUUGACUGCAGAAGACACAACUACAGAGGAAAUUUCAGGUUUGGGUCUUUCACCUCAAUCAGUUGUUUCACCUAAGACAACACCAUAUCAGAGAGUAACUGAUAUUGGGUCAGUAACCGCUGAGGAUCUGAGUUUUACAAGUGUACCUGUUGGACCUACAACAGCUGCUGAGAAAACUACUCAAACACCAGUUGACAUCUCUGUUGGUCCUUCCGGUUCUGUUGCUGCUGGACCUCCUGGUGUCACUACAACAAGUGGUAAACCUACUGAUGAGCUUUCAUCUGCUGCAACCUCUGUAACCACACCUUUUCCAACAGGAAGCACAUUACCUGUUUUCAGCAGUUCAACCAAGGCUACUGAUAGACCCAAUGUUGUGGAUGAAGUAGACAAUUCCAUCACAGACAUGGCUGAGAUGCAAACAAAACCAACAACGCCAAUUCUUGGUGUAGCCCAAACAACAACAUUUGGAGAUUUUGAAGCAACUUCUAUGUUUGUUGACAAAAUCAAAGACACCAAAACUACAGACUCUUCUGGUUUAAUGCCUUCUACAAAGGUUACAGAGCCCCCAUCAUAUGUAACAGACCAAGCAACAGAUAUGGCUUCAGCCGAGGUUGAUAAAAUAACCUUUACUGAUGAAAGUUCUGCAACAAAACAUGUGACAACUCAGCCAUCAUCAGUGGCAACAAAGGAGGUUGUCCAUGCAUCAGAUCCAGUCAAAGGACCAGCUGAAACUACAAAGACAUCCAAUGCAAUUAUUUCCAGUACGACUAUUGGUCAAACUGCAUUUGUAUCAUCAGGUGCGUCUGAUACUGUGGCAGUUACACAAUCAAGCCCCAAAACAGAUUCAUUUUUGACUGAAGAAGACACAACUACAGAGGCCAUUUCAGGCUUGGGUCUUUCACCUCAAUCAGUUGUUUCACCUAAGACAACACCAUAUCAGAGAGUAACUGAUAUUGGGUCAGUAACCGCUGAGGAUCUGAGUUUUACAAGUGUACCUGUUGGACCUACAACAGCUGCUGAGAAAACUACUCAAACACCAGUUGACAUCUCUGUUGGUCCUUCCGGUUCUGUUUCUGCUGGACCUCCUGGUGUCACUACAACAAGUGGUAAACCUACUGAUGAGCUUCCAUCUUCUGCAACCUCUGUAACCACACCUUUUCCAACAGGAAGCACAUUACCUGUUUUCAGCAGUUUAAUCAAGGCUACUGAUAGACCUGAUGUUGUGGAUGAAGUAGACAAUUCCAUCACAGACAUGGCUGAGAUGCAAACAAAACCAACAACCCUAAUUUCUGGUGUAGCCCAAACAACAACAUCUGGAGAUUUUGAAGCAACUUCUAUGUUUGUUGACAAAAUCGAAGACAAUAAAACUACAGACUCUUCUGGUUUGAUGCCUUCUACAAAGGUUACAGAGCCCCCAUCAGAUGUAACAGACCAAGCAACAGAUAUGACUUUAGCCGAGGUUAAUAAAAUAACCUUUACUGAUGAAAGUCCUGCAACAAAACAUGUGACAACUCAGCCAUCAUCAGUGGCAACAAAGGAGGUUGUCCAUGCAUCAGAUCCAGUCAAAGGACCAGCUGAAACUACAAAGACAUCCAAUGCAAUUAUUUCCAGUACGACUAUUGGUCAAACUGCAUUUGUAUCAUCAGGUGCGUCUGAUGCUGUGGCAGUUACACAAUCAAGCCCCAAAACAGAUUCAUUUUUGACUGAAGAAGACACAACUACAGAGGCCAUUUCAGGCUUGGGUCUUUCACCUCAAUCAGUUGUUUCACCUAAGACAACACCAUAUCAGAGAGUAACUGAUAUUGGGUCAGAAACCACUGAGGAUCUGAGUUUUACAAGUGUACCUCUUGGACCUACAACAGCUGCUGAGAAAACUACUCAAACACCAGUUGACAUCUCUGUUGGUCCUCCCGGUUCUUUUUCUGCUGGACCUCCUGGUGUCACUACAACAAGUGGUAAACCUACUGAUGACCUUUCGUCUUCUGUAACCUCUGUAACCACACCUUUUCCAACAGGAAGCACAUUACCUGUUUUCAGCAGUUUAAUCAAGGCUUCUGAUAGACCUGAUGUUUUGAAUGAAGUAGACAAUUCCGUCACAGACAUGGCUGAGAUGCAAACAAAACCAACAACGCCAAUUUCUAGUGUAGCCCAAACAACAACAUCUGGAGAUUUUGAAGCAACUUCUAUGUUUGUUGACAAAAUCAAAGACACCAAAGCUACAGACUCUUCUGGUUUGAUGACUUCUACAAAGGUUACAGAGCCCCCAUCAGAUGUAACAGACCAAGCAACCGAUAUGACUUCAGCCGAGGUUGAUAAAAUAACCUUUAGUGAUGAAAGUCCUGCAACAAAACAUGUGACAACUCAGCCAUCAUCAGUGACAACAAAGGAGGUUGUUUAUGCAUCAGAUUCAGUUACAGGACCAGCUGAAACUACAAAGACAUCCAAUGCAAUCAUUUCCAGUACGACUAUUGGUCAAACUGCAUUUGUAUCAUCAAGUGCGUCUGAUGCUGCUACUCCAGGAGAGAAACUUGCAUCACUUACAACAAGUGAGCACAUGAAAACUGUCGACUCCUCAACAGAACCUCCUCCACUUGCUUCUGCCACACCCUCAUUCAGUAGGACUGAGAAAUCAUCUACAACAAAGACUGUAAUGGAGUCAUUUUCCAUUGUUCCCACCACGACUCAUGCUGUAUCAACCCAUGACAGCAAACCAGAAGAGGUCUCCUCUUCAACACCCAAAUCUUUAUCAGAGGGUCCUCCUGUUACGACAGUUUCUCCAAUUUCGAUCUCAUCAACCACUGUCAUUCCAGGUUCAGUAACCCCUUUUGAACCAAUUAGUGACACUACACACAAGUCAAUGGAAGGUUUUACCGAGGACGUUGCCAAAACAAAAGGAAGGGAUGUGACAGAAGGUGCAACAACCAAAUCAUUUUCAAAAACAGAUAUUGUGGAGAUUUUGACAGAAAGCUCUACACCUUCUGUUCCCAUGCAAACUGAUGCCAGCCUUACCUCAUUAGUAAAUCAAGACCUGAUGGACAAAACUAUGGCAGUUACACAAUCAAGCCCCAAAACAGAUUCAUUUUUGACUGAAGAAGACACAACUACAGAGGCCAUUUCGGGCUUGGGUCUUUCACCUCAAUCAGUUGUUUCACUAAAGACAACAUCAUAUCAGAGAGUAACUGAUAUUGGGUCAGUAACUACUGAGGAUCUGAGUUUUACAAGUGUACCUGCUGGACCUACAACAGCUGCUGAGAAAACUACUAAAACACCAGUUGACAUCUCUGUUGGUCCUCCCGGUUCUUUUUCUGCUGGACCUCCUGGUGUCACUACAACAAGUGGUAAACCUACUGAUGAGCUUUCGUCUUCUGCAACCUCUGUAACCACACCUUUUCCAACAGGAAGCACAUUACCUGUUUUCAGCAGUUUAAUCAAGGCUACUGAUAGACCUGAUGUUGUGGAUGAAGUAGACAAUUCCAUCACAGACAUGGCUGAGAUGCAAACAAAACCAACAAUGCCAAUUUCUGGUGUAGCCCAAACAACAACAUCUGGAGAUUUUGAAGCAACUUCUAUGUUUGUUGACAAAAUCAAAGACACCAAAACUACAGACUCUUCUGGUUUAAUGCCUUCUACAAAGGUUACAGAGCCCCCAUCAUAUGUAACAGACCAAGCAACAGAUAUGGCUUCAGCCGAGGUUGAUAAAAUAACCUUUACUGAUGAAAGUCCUGCAACAAAACAUGUGACAACUCAGCCAUCAUCAGUGACAACAAAGGAGGUUGUUUAUGCAUCAGAUUCAGUUACGGGACCAGCUGAAACUACAAAGACAUCCAAUGCAAUCAUUUCCAGUACGACUAUUGGUCAAACUGCAUUUGUAUCGUCAAGUACGUCUGAUGCUGCUACUCCAGGAGAGAAACAUGCAUCACUUACAACAAGUGAGCACAUGAAAACUGUCGACUCUUCAACAGAACCUCCUCCACUAGCUUCUGCCACACCCUCGUUCAGUAGGACUGAAAUAUCAUCUACAACAAGGAUUGAAAUGGAGUCAUCUUCCAUUGUUCCCACCAGGACUCAUACUGUGUCAACCCAAAGCAGCAAACCAGAAGAGGUCUCCUCUUCAACACCCAAAUCUUUAUCAGAGGGUUCUCCUGUUAGGACAGUUUCUCCAAUUUCGAUCUCAUCAACCACUGUCAUUCCAGGUUCAGUAACCCCUUCUGAACCGAUUAGUGACACUACACACAAGCCAAUGGAAGGUUUUACCGAGGACGUUGCCAAAACAACAGGAAGGGAUGUGACAGAAGGUGCAACAACCAAAUCAUUUUCAAAAACAGAAAUUGUGGAGAUUUUGACAGAAAGCUCUUCACCUUCUGUUCCCAUGCAAACUGAUGCCAGCCUUACCUCAUUAGUAAAUCAAGACCUGAUGGACAAAACUAUGGCAGUUACACAAUCAAGCCCCAAAACAGAUUCAUUUUUGACUGCAGAAGACACAACUACAGAGGAAAUUUCAGGUUUGGGUCUUUCACCUCAAUCAGUUGUUUCACCUAAGACAACACCAUAUCAGAGAGUAACUGAUAUUGGGUCAGUAACCGCUGAGGAUCUGAGUUUUACAAGUGUACCUGUUGGACCUACAACAGCUGCUGAGAAAACUACUCAAACACCAGUUGACAUCUCUGUUGGUCCUUCCGGUUCUGUUGCUGCUGGACCUCCUGGUGUCACUACAACAAGUGGUAAACCUACUGAUGAGCUUUCAUCUGCUGCAACCUCUGUAACCACACCUUUUCCAACAGGAAGCACAUUACCUGUUUUCAGCAGUUCAACCAAGGCUACUGAUAGACCCAAUGUUGUGGAUGAAGUAGACAAUUCCAUCACAGACAUGGCUGAGAUGCAAACAAAACCAACAACGCCAAUUCUUGGUGUAGCCCAAACAACAACAUUUGGAGAUUUUGAAGCAACUUCUAUGUUUGUUGACAAAAUCAAAGACACCAAAACUACAGACUCUUCUGGUUUAAUGCCUUCUACAAAGGUUACAGAGCCCCCAUCAUAUGUAACAGACCAAGCAACAGAUAUGGCUUCAGCCGAGGUUGAUAAAAUAACCUUUACUGAUGAAAGUUCUGCAACAAAACAUGUGACAACUCAGCCAUCAUCAGUGGCAACAAAGGAGGUUGUCCAUGCAUCAGAUCCAGUCAAAGGACCAGCUGAAACUACAAAGACAUCCAAUGCAAUUAUUUCCAGUACGACUAUUGGUCAAACUGCAUUUGUAUCAUCAGGUGCGUCUGAUACUGUGGCAGUUACACAAUCAAGCCCCAAAACAGAUUCAUUUUUGACUGAAGAAGACACAACUACAGAGGCCAUUUCAGGCUUGGGUCUUUCACCUCAAUCAGUUGUUUCACCUAAGACAACACCAUAUCAGAGAGUAACUGAUAUUGGGUCAGUAACCGCUGAGGAUCUGAGUUUUACAAGUGUACCUGUUGGACCUACAACAGCUGCUGAGAAAACUACUCAAACACCAGUUGACAUCUCUGUUGGUCCUUCCGGUUCUGUUUCUGCUGGACCUCCUGGUGUCACUACAACAAGUGGUAAACCUACUGAUGAGCUUCCAUCUUCUGCAACCUCUGUAACCACACCUUUUCCAACAGGAAGCACAUUACCUGUUUUCAGCAGUUUAAUCAAGGCUACUGAUAGACCUGAUGUUGUGGAUGAAGUAGACAAUUCCAUCACAGACAUGGCUGAGAUGCAAACAAAACCAACAACCCUAAUUUCUGGUGUAGCCCAAACAACAACAUCUGGAGAUUUUGAAGCAACUUCUAUGUUUGUUGACAAAAUCGAAGACAAUAAAACUACAGACUCUUCUGGUUUGAUGCCUUCUACAAAGGUUACAGAGCCCCCAUCAGAUGUAACAGACCAAGCAACAGAUAUGACUUUAGCCGAGGUUAAUAAAAUAACCUUUACUGAUGAAAGUCCUGCAACAAAACAUGUGACAACUCAGCCAUCAUCAGUGGCAACAAAGGAGGUUGUCCAUGCAUCAGAUCCAGUCAAAGGACCAGCUGAAACUACAAAGACAUCCAAUGCAAUUAUUUCCAGUACGACUAUUGGUCAAACUGCAUUUGUAUCAUCAGGUGCGUCUGAUGCUGUGGCAGUUACACAAUCAAGCCCCAAAACAGAUUCAUUUUUGACUGAAGAAGACACAACUACAGAGGCCAUUUCAGGCUUGGGUCUUUCACCUCAAUCAGUUGUUUCACCUAAGACAACACCAUAUCAGAGAGUAACUGAUAUUGGGUCAGAAACCACUGAGGAUCUGAGUUUUACAAGUGUACCUCUUGGACCUACAACAGCUGCUGAGAAAACUACUCAAACACCAGUUGACAUCUCUGUUGGUCCUCCCGGUUCUUUUUCUGCUGGACCUCCUGGUGUCACUACAACAAGUGGUAAACCUACUGAUGACCUUUCGUCUUCUGUAACCUCUGUAACCACACCUUUUCCAACAGGAAGCACAUUACCUGUUUUCAGCAGUUUAAUCAAGGCUUCUGAUAGACCUGAUGUUUUGAAUGAAGUAGACAAUUCCGUCACAGACAUGGCUGAGAUGCAAACAAAACCAACAACGCCAAUUUCUAGUGUAGCCCAAACAACAACAUCUGGAGAUUUUGAAGCAACUUCUAUGUUUGUUGACAAAAUCAAAGACACCAAAGCUACAGACUCUUCUGGUUUGAUGACUUCUACAAAGGUUACAGAGCCCCCAUCAGAUGUAACAGACCAAGCAACCGAUAUGACUUCAGCCGAGGUUGAUAAAAUAACCUUUAGUGAUGAAAGUCCUGCAACAAAACAUGUGACAACUCAGCCAUCAUCACUGACAACAAAGGAGGUUGUUUAUGCAUCAGAUUCAGUUACAGGACCAGCUGAAACUACAAAGACAUCCAAUGCAAUCAUUUCCAGUACGACUAUUGGUCAAACUGCAUUUGUAUCAUCAAGUGCGUCUGAUGCUGCUACUCCAGGAGAGAAACUUGCAUCACUUACAACAAGUGAGCACAUGAAAACUGUCGACUCCUCAACAGAACCUCCUCCACUUGCUUCUGCCACACCCUCAUUCAGUAGGACUGAGGAAUCAUCUACAACAAAGACUGUAAUGGAGUCAUCUUCCAUUGUUCCCACCACGACUCAUGCUGUAUCAACCCAUGACAGCAAACCAGAAGAGGUCUCCUCUUCAACACCCAAAUCUUUAUCAGAGGGUCCUCCUGUUACGACAGUUUCUCCAAUUUCGAUCUCAUCAACCACUGUCAUUCCAGGUUCAGUAACCCCUUCUGAACCAAUUAGUGACACUACACACAAGUCAAUGGAAGGUUUUACCGAGGACGUUGCCAAAACAAAAGGAAGGGAUGUGACAGAAGGUGCAACAACGAAAUCAUUUUCAAAAACAGAUAUUGUGGAGAUUUUGACAGAAAGCUCUACACCUUCUGUUCCCAUGCAAACUGAUGCCAGCCUUACCUCAUUAGUAAAUCAAGACCUGAUGGACAAAACUAUGGCAGUUACACAAUCAAGCCCCAAAACAGAUUCAUUUUUGACUGAAGAAGACACAACUACAGAGGCCAUUUCGGGCUUGGGUCUUUCAUCUCAAUCAGUUGUUUCACUAAAGACAGCAUCAUAUCAGAGAGUAACUGAUAUUGGGUCAGUAACUACUGAGGAUCUGAGUUUUACAAGUGUACCUGCUGGACCUACAACAGCUGCUGAGAAAACUACUAAAACACCAGUUGACAUCUCUGUUGGUCCUCCCGGUUCUUUUUCUGCUGGACCUCCUGGUGUCACUACAACAAGUGGUAAACCUACUGAUGAGCUUUCAUCUUCUGCAACCUCUGUAACCACACCUUUUCCAACAGGAAGCACAUUACCUGUUUUCAGCAGUUUAAUCAAGGCUACUGAUAGACCUGAUGUUGUGGAUGAAGUAGACAAUUCCAUCACAGACAUGGCUGAGAUGCAAACAAAACCAACAACGCCAAUUUCUGGUGUAGCCCAAACAACAACAUCUGGAGAUUUUGAAGCAACUUCUAUGUUUGUUGACAAAAUCAAAGACACCAAAACUACAGACUCUUCUGGUUUAAUGCCUUCUACAAAGGUUACAGAGUCCCCAUCAUAUGUAACAGACCAAGCAACAGAUAUGGCUUCAGCCGAGGUUGAUAAAAUAACCUUUACUGAUGAAAGUCCUGCAACAAAACAUGUGACAACUCAGCCAUCAUCAGUGACAACAAAGGAGGUUGUUUAUGCAUCAGAUUCAGUUACGGGACCAGCUGAAACUACAAAGACAUCCAAUGCAAUCAUUUCCAGUACGACUAUUGGUCAAACUGCAUUUGUAUCGUCAAGUACGUCUGAUGCUGCUACUCCAGGAGAGAAACAUGCAUCACUUACAACAAGUGAGCACAUGAAAACUGUCGACUCUUCAACAGAACCUCCUCCACUUGCUUCUGCCACACCCUCGUUCAGUAGGACUGAAAUAUCAUCUACAACAAGGAUUGAAAUGGAGUCAUCUUCCAUUGUUCCCACCAGGACUCAUACUGUGUCAAUCCAAAGCAGCAAACCAGAAGAGGUCUCCUCUUCAACACCCAAAUCUUUAUCAGAGGGUUCUCCUGUUAGGACAGUUUCUCCAAUUUCGAUCUCAUCAACCACUGUCAUUCCAGGUUCAGUAACCCCUUCUGAACCGAUUAGUGACACUACACACAAGCCAAUGGAAGGUUUUACCGAGGACGUUGCCAAAACAACAGGAAGGGAUGUGACAGAAGGUGCAACAACCAAAUCAUUUUCAAAAACAGAAAUUGUGGAGAUUUUGACAGAAAGCUCUUCACCUUCUGUUCCCAUGCAAUCUGAUGCCAGCCUUACCUCAUUAGUAAAUCAAGACCUGAUGGACAAAACUAUGGCAGUUACACAAUCAAGCCCCAAAACAGAUUCAUUUUUGACUGCAGAAGACACAACUACAGAGGAAAUUUCAGGUUUGGGUCUUUCACCUCAAUCAGUUGUUUCACCUAAGACAACACCAUAUCAGAGAGUAACUGAUAUUGGGUCAGUAACCGCUGAGGAUCUGAGUUUUACAAGUGUACCUGUUGGACCUACAACAGCUGCUGAGAAAACUACUCAAACACCAGUUGACAUCUCUGUUGGUCCUCCCGGUUCUGUUGCUGCUGGACCUCCUGGUGUCACUACAAUAAGUGGUAAACCUACUGAUGAGCUUUCGUCUUCUGCAACCUCUGUAACCACACCUUUUCCAACAGGAAGCACAUUACCUGUUUUCAGCAGUUUAAUCAAGGCUACUGAUAGACCUGAUGUUGUGGAUGAAGUAGACAAUUCCAUCACAGACAUGGCUGAGAUGCAAACAAAACCAACAACGCCAAUUUCUGAUGUAGCCCAAACAACAACAUUUGGAGAUUUUGAAGCAACUUCUAUGUUUGUUGACAAAAUCAAAGACACCAGAACUACAGACUCUUCUGGUUUAAUGCCUUCUACAAAGGUUACAGAGCCCCCAUCAUAUGUUACAGACCAAGCAACAGAUAUGGCUUCAGCCGAGGUUGAUAAUAUAACCUUUACUGAUGAAAGUCCUGCAACAAAACAUGUGACAACUCAGCCAUCAUCAGUGGCAACAAAGGAGGUUGCCCAUGCAUCAGAUCCAGUCAAAGGACCAGCUGAAACUACAAAGACAUCCAAUGCAAUUAUUUCCAGUACGACUAUUGGUCAAACUGCAUUUGUAUCAUCAGGUGUGUCUGAUGCUGUGGCAGUUAGACAAUCAAGCCCCAAAACAGAUUCAUUUUUGACUGAAGAAGACACAACUACAGAGGCCAUUUCAGGAUUGGGUCUUUCACCUCAAUCAGUUGUUUCACCUAAGACAACACCAUAUCAGAGAGUAACUGAAAUUGGGUCAGAAACCACUGAGGAUCUGAGUUUUACAAGUGUACCUCUUGGACCUACAACAGCUGCUGAGAAAACUACUCAAACACCAGUUGACAUCUCUGUUGGUCCUCCCGGUUCUUUUUCUGCUGGACCUCCUGGUGUCACUACAACAAGUGGUAAACCUACUGAUGACCUUUCGUCUUCUGUAACCUCUGUAACCACACCUUUUCCAACAGGAAGCACACUACCUGUUUUCAGCAGUUCAACCAAGGCUUCUGAUAGACCUGAUGUUUUGAAUGAAGUAGACAAUUCCGUCACAGACGUGGCUGAGAUGCAAACAAAACCAACAACGCCAAUUUCUAGUGUAGCCCAAACAACAACAUCUGGAGAUUUUGAAGCAACUUCUAUGUUUGUUGACAAAAUCAAAGACACCAAAGCUACAGACUCUUCUGGUUUGAUGACUUCUACAAAGGUUACAGAGCCCCCAUCAGAUGUAACAGACCAAGCAACCGAUAUGACUUCAGCCGAGGUUGAUAAAAUAACCUUUAGUGAUGAAAGUCCUGCAACAAAACAUGUGACAACUCAGCCAUCAUCAGUGACAACAAAGGAGGUUGUUUAUGCAUCAGAUUCAGUUACAGGACCAGCUGAAACUACAAAGACAUCCAAUGCAAUCAUUUCCAGUACGACUAUUGGUCAAACUGCAUUUGUAUCAUCAAGUGCGUCUGAUGCUGCUACUCCAGGAGAGAAACUUGCAUCACUUACAACAAGUGAGCACAUGAAAACUGUCGACUCCUCAACAGAACCUCCUCCACUUGCUUCUGCCACACCCUCAUUCAGUAGGACUGAGGAAUCAUCUACAACAAAGACUGUAAUGGAGUCAUCUUCCAUUGUUCCCACCACGACUCAUGCUGUAUCAACCCAUGACAGCAAACCAGAAGAGGUCUCCUCUUCAACACCCAAAUCUUUAUCAGAGGGUCCUCCUGUUACGACAGUUUCUCCAAUUUCGAUCUCAUCAACCACUGUCAUUCCAGGUUCAGUAACCCCUUCUGAACCAAUUAGUGACACUACACACAAGUCAAUGGAAGGUUUUACCGAGGACGUUGCCAAAACAAAAGGAAGGGAUGUGACAGAAGGUGCAACAACCAAAUCAUUUUCAAAAACAGAUAUUGUGGAGAUUUUGACAGAAAGCUCUACACCUUCUGUUCCCAUGCAAACUGAUGCCAGCCUUACCUCAUUAGUAAAUCAAGACCUGAUGGACAAAACUAUGGCAGUUACACAAUCAAGCCCCAAAACAGAUUCAUUUUUGACUGAAGAAGACACAACUACAGAGGCCAUUUCGGGCUUGGGUCUUUCAUCUCAAUCAGUUGUUUCACUAAAGACAGCAUCAUAUCAGAGAGUAACUGAUAUUGGGUCAGUAACUACUGAGGAUCUGAGUUUUACAAGUGUACCUGCUGGACCUACAACAGCUGCUGAGAAAACUACUAAAACACCAGUUGACAUCUCUGUUGGUCCUCCCGGUUCUUUUUCUGCUGGACCUCCUGGUGUCACUACAACAAGUGGUAAACCUACUGAUGAGCUUUCAUCUUCUGCAACCUCUGUAACCACACCUUUUCCAACAGGAAGCACAUUACCUGUUUUCAGCAGUUCAACCAAGGCUUCUGAUAGACCUGAUGUUUUGAAUGAAGUAGACAAUUCUGUCACAGACAUGGCUGAGAUGCAAACAAAACCAACAACGCCAAUUUCUAGUGUAGCCCAAACAACAACAUCUGGAGAUUUUGAAGCAACUUCUAUGUUUGUUGACAAAAUCAAAGACACCAAAGCUACAGACUCUUCUGGUUUGAUGCCUUCUACAAAGGUUACAGAGCCCCCAUCAUAUGUAAAGGACCAAGCAACAGAUAUGGCUUCAGCCGAGGUUGAUAAAAUAACCUUUACUGAUGAAAGUCCUGCAACAAAACAUGUGACAACUCGGCCAUCAUCAGUGACAACAAAGGAGGUUGUUUAUGCAUCAGAUUCAGUUACAGGACCAGCUGAAACUACAAAGACAUCCAUUGCAAUCAUUUCCAGUACGACUAUUGGUCAAACUGCAUUUGUAUCGUCAAGUGCGUCUGAUGCUGCUACUCCAGGAGAGAAACAUGCAUCACUUACAACAAGUGAGCACAUGAAAACUGUCGACUCCUCAACAGAACCUCCUCCACUUGCUUCUGCCACACCCUCAUUCAGUAGGACUGAGGAAUCAUCUACAACAAAGACUGUAAUGGAGUCAUCUUCCAUUGUUCCCACCACGACUCAUGCUGUAUCAACCCAUGACAGCAAACCAGAAGAGGUCUCCUCUUCAACACCCAAAUCUUUAUCAGAGGGUCCUCCUGUUACGACAGUUUCUCCAAUUUCGAUCUCAUCAACCACUGUCAUUCCAGGUUCAGUAAUCCCUUCUGAACAAAUUAGUGACACUACACACAAGUCAAUGGAAGGUUUUACCGAGGACGUUGCCAAAACAAAAGGAAGGGAUGUGACAGAAGGUGCAACAACCAAAUCAUUUUCAAAAACAGAUAUUGUGGAGAUUUUGACAGAAAGCUCUACACCUUUUGUUCCCAUGCAAACUGAUGACAGCCUUACCUCAUUAGUAAAUCAAGACCUGAUGGACAAAACUAUGGCAGUUACACAAUCAAGCCCCAAAACAGAUUCAUUUUUGACUGAAGAAGACACAACUACAGAGGCCAUUUCGGGCUUGGGUCUUUCAUCUCAAUCAGUUGUUUCACUAAAGACAACAUCAUAUCAGAGAGUAACUGAUAUUGGGUCAGUAACUACUGAGGAUCUGAGUUUUACAAGUGUACCUGCUGGACCUACAACAGCUGCUGAGAAAACUACUAAAACACCAGUUGACAUCUCUGUUGGUCAUCCCGGUUCUUUUUCUGCUGGACCUCCUGGUGUCAAUGCAACAAGUGGUAAACCUACUGAUGAGCUUUCGUCUUCUGCAACCUCUGUAACCACACCUUUUCCAACAGGAAGCACAUUACCUGUUUUCAGCAGUUUAAUCAAGGCUACUGAUAGACCUGAUGUUGUGGAUGAAGUAGACAAUUCCAUCACAGACAUGGCUGAGAUGCAAACAAAACCAACAACGCCAAUUUCUGGUGUAGCCCAAACAACAACAUUUGGAGAUUUUGAAGCAACUUCUAUGUUUGUUGACAAAAUCAAAGACACCAAAACUACAGACUCUUCUGGUUUAAUGCCUUCUACAAAGGUUACAGAGCCCCCAUCAUAUGUAACAGACCAAGCAACAGAUAUGGCUUCAGCCGAGGUUGAUAAUAUAACCUUUACUGAUGAAAGUCCUGCAACAAAACAUGUGACAACUCAGCCAUCAUCAGUGGCAACAAAGGAGGUUGUCCAUGCAUCAGAUCCAGUCAAAGGACCAGCUGAAACUACAAAGACAUCCAAUGCAAUUAUUUCCAGUACGACUAUUGGUCAAACUGCAUUUGUAUCAUCAGGUGCGUCUGAUGCUGUGGCAGUUACACAAUCAAGCCCCAAAACAGAUUCAUUUUUGACUGAAGAAGACCCAACUACAGAGGCCAUUUCAGGCUUGGGUCUUUCACCUCAAUCAGUUGUUUCACCUAAGACAACACCAUAUCAGAGAGUAACUGAUAUUGGGUCAGUAACCGCUGAGGAUCUGAGUUUUACAAGUGUACCUGUUGGACCUACAACAGCUGCUGAGAAAACUACUCAAACACCAGUUGACAUCUCUGUUGGUCCUCCCGGUUCUGUUGCUGCUGGACCUCCUGGUGUCACUACAAUAAGUGGUAAACCUACUGAUGAGCUUUCGUCUUCUGCAACCUCUGUAACCACACCUUUUCCAACAGGAAGCACAUUACCUGUUUUCAGCAGUUUAAUCAAGGCUACUGAUAGACCUAAUGUUGUGGAUGAAGUAGACAAUUCCAUCACAGACAUGGCUGAGAUGCAAACAAAACCAACAACCCUAAUUUCUGGUGUAGCCCAAACAACAACAUCUGGAGAUUUUGAAGCAACUUCUAUGUUUGUUGACAAAAUCGAAGACAACAAAACUACAGACUCUUCUGGUUUGAUGCCUUCUACAAAGGUUACAGAGUCCCCAUCAGAUGUAACAGACCAAGCAACAGAUAUGAAUUUAGCCGAGGUUAAUAAAAUAACCUUUACUGAUGAAAGUCCUGCAACAAAACAUGUGACAACUCAGCCAUCAUCAGUGGCAACAAAGGAGGUUGUCCAUGCAUCAGAUUCAGUCAAAGGACCAGCUGAAACUACAAAGACAUCCAAUGCAAAUAUUUCCAGUACAACUUUUGGUCAAACUGCAUUUGUAUCAUCAGGUGCGUCUGAUGCUGUGGCAGUUACACAAUCAAGCCCCAAAACAGAUUCAUUUUUGACUGAAGAAGAUACAACUACAGAGGCCAUUUCAGGCUUGGGUCUUUCACCUCAAUCAGUUGUUUCACCUAAGACAACACCAUAUCAGAGAGUAACUGAUAUUGGGUCAGUAACCGCUGAGGAUCUGAGUUUUACAAGUGUACCUGUUGGACCUACAACAGCUGCUGAGAAAACUACUAAAACACCAGUUGACAUCUCUGUUGGUCCUCCCGGUUCUGUUGCUGCUGGACCUCUUGGUGUCACUACAAUAAGUGGUAAACCUACUGAUGACCUUUCACCUUCUGUAACCUCUGUAACCACACGUUUUCCAACAGGAAGCACAUUACCUUUUUUCAGCAGUUCAACCAAGGCUUCUGAUAGACCUGAUGUUUUGAAUGAAGUAGACAAUUCCAUCACAGACAUGGCUGAGAUGCAAACAAAACCAACAACGCCAAUUUCUAGUGUAGCCCAAACAACAACAUCUGGAGAUUUUGAAGCAACUUCCAUGUUUGUUGACAAAAUCGAAGACAGCAAAGCUACAGACUCUUCUGGUUUGAUGAUUUCUACAAAGGUUACAGAGCCCCCAUCAGAUGUAACAGACCAAGCAUCGGAUAUGACUUCAGUCGAGGUUGAUAAAAUAACCUUUAGUGAUGAAAGUCCUGCAACAAAACAUGUGACACCUCAACCAUCAUCACUGACAACAAAGGAGGUUGUCCAUGCAUCAGAUCAAGUUACAGAACCAGCUGAAACUACAAAAACAUCCAAUGCAAUAAUUUCCAGUACGACUAGUGGUCAAACUGCAUUUGUAUCGUCAGUUGCGUCUGAUGCUGCUUCUCCAGGAGAGAAACUUGCAUCACUUACAACUAGUGAGCACAUGAAAACUGUCUACUCCUCAACAGAACCUCCUCCACUUGCUUCUGCCACCCCCUUGUUCAGUAGGACUGAAAUAUCAUCUACAACAAGGAUUGAAAUGGAGUCAUCUUCCAUUGUUCCUAGCAGGACUCAUACUGUAUCAACCCAAAGCAGCAAACCAGAAGAGGUCUCCUCUUCAACACCCAAAUCUUCAUCAGAGGGUCCUCCUGUUAGGACAUUUUCUACAAUUUCGAUCUCAUCAACCAUUGUCAUUCCAGGUUCAGUAACCCCAUCUGAACCGAUUAGUGACACUACACACAAGCCAAUGGAAGGUUUUACCGAGGACGUUGCCAAAACAACAGGAAGGGAUGUGACAGAAGGUGCAACUACCAAAUCAUUUUCAAAAACAGAAAUUGUGGAGAUUUUGACAGAAAGCUCUUCACCUUCUGUUCCCAUGCAAACUGAUGCCAGCCUUACCUCAUUAGUAAAUCAAGACCUGAUGAACAAAACUAUGGCAGUUACACAAUCAAGCCCCAAAACAGAUUCCUUUUUGACUGAAGAAGACACAACUACAGAGGAAAUUUCAGGUUUGGGUCUUUCACCUCAAUCAGUUGUUUCACCUAAGACAACACCAUAUCAGAGAGUAACUGAUAUUGGGUCAGUAACUGCUGAGGAUCUGAGUUUUACAAGUGUACCUGUUGGACCUACAACAGCUGCUGAGAAAACUACUAAAACACCAGUUGACAUCUCUGUUGGUCCUUCCGGUUCUGUUUCUGCUGGACCUCCUGGUGUCACUACAACAAGUGGUAAACCUACUGAUGAGCUUUCAUCUUCUGCAACCUCUGUAACCACACCUUUUCCAACAGGAAGCACAUUACCUGUUUUCAGCAGUUUAAUCAAGGCUACUGAUAGACCUGAUGUUGUGGAUGAAGUAGACAAUUACAUCACAGACAUGGCUGAGAUGCAAACAAAACCAACAACGCCAAUUUCUGAUGUAGCCCAAACAACAACAUCUGGAGAUUUUGAAGCAACUUCUAUGUUUGUUGACAAAAUCGAAGACAAUAAAACUACAGACUCUUCUGGUUUGAUGACUUCUACAAAGGUUACAGAGCCCCCAUCAGAUGUAACAGACCAAGCAACAGAUAUGACUUUAGCCGAGAUUAAUAAAAUAACCUUUACUGAUGAAAGUCCUGCAACAAAACAUGUGACAACUCAACCAUCAUCAGUGGCAAGAAAGGAGGUUGUCCAUGCAUCAGAUCCAGUCAAAGGACCAGCUGAAACUACAAAGACAUCCAAUGCAAUAAUUUCCAGUACGACUAUUGGUCAAACUGCAUUUGUAUCAUCAGGUACGUCUGAUGCUGUGGCAGUUACACAAUCAAGCCCCAAAACAGAUUCAUUUUUUACUGAAGAAGACACAACUACAGAGGCCAUUUCAGGCUUGGGUCUUUCACCUCAAUCAGUUGUUUCACCUAAGACAACACCAUAUCAGAGAGUAACUGAUAUUGGGUCAGUAACCGCUGAGGAUCUGAGUUUUACAAGUGUACCUGUUGGACCUACAACAGCUGCUGAGAAAACUACUAAAACACCAGUUGACAUCUCUGUUGGUCCUUCCGGUUCUGUUUCUGCUGGACCUCCUGGUGUCACUACAACAAGUGGUAAACCUACUGAUGAGCUUUCAUCUUCUGCAACCUCUGUAACCACACCUUUUCCAACAGGAAGCACAUUACCUGUUUUCAGCAGUUUAAUCAAGGCUACUGAUAGACCUGAUGUUGUGGAUGAAGUAGACAAUUCCAUCACAGACAUGGCUGAGAUGCAAACAAAACCAACAACCCUAAUUUCUGGUGUAGCCCAAACAACAACAUCUGGAGAUUUUGAAUCAACUUCUAUGUUUGUUGACAAAAUCGAAGACAAUAAAACUACAGACUCUUCUGGUUUGAUGCCUUCUACAAAGGUUACAGAGCCCCCAUCAGAUGUAACAGACCAAGCAACAGAUAUGACUUUAGCCGAGGUUAAUAAAAUAACCUUUACUGAUGAAAGUCCUGCAACAAAACAUGUGACAACUCAGCCAUCAUCAGUGGCAACAAAGGAGGUUGUCCAUGCAUCAGAUCCAGUCAAAGGACCAGCUGAAACUACAAAGACAUCCAAUGCAAUUAUUUCCAGUACGACUAUUGGUCAAACUGCAUUUGUAUCAUCAGGUGCGUCUGAUGCUGUGGCAGUUACACAAUCAAGCCCCAAAACAGAUUCAUUUUUGACUGAAGAAGACACAACUACAGAGGCCAUUUCAGGCUUGGGUCUUUCACCUCAAUCAGUUGUUUCACCUAAGACAACACCAUAUCAGAGAGUAACUGAUAUUGGGUCAGUAACUGCUGAGGAUCUGAGUUUUACAAGUGUACCUGUUGGACCUACAACAGCUGCUGAGAAAACUACUAAAACACCAGUUGACAUCUCUGUUGGUCCUCCCGGUUCUGUUGCUGCUGGACCUCUUGGUGUCACUACGAUAAGUGGUAAACCUACUGAUGACCUUUCACCUGCUGUAACCUCUGUAACCACACGUUUUCCAACAGGAAGCACAUUACCUGUUUUCAGCAGUUCAACCAAGGCUACUGAUAGACCCAAUGUUGUGGAUGAAGUAGACAAUUCCAUCACAGACAUGGCUGAGAUGCAAACAAAACCAACAACGCCAAUUUCUGGUGUAGCCCAAACAACAACAUCUGAAGAUUUUAAAGCAACUUCUAUGUUUGUUGCCAAAAUCAAAGACAACAAAACUACAGACUCUUCUGGUUUGAUGCCUCCUACAAAGGUUACAGAGCCCUCAUCAGAUGUAACAGAUGAAGCAUCGGAUAUGACUUCAGCCGAGGUUGAUAAAAUAACCUUUACUGAUGAAAGUCCUGCAACAAAACAUGUGACAACUCAACCAUCAUCAGUGACAACAAAGGAGGUUGUCCAUGCAUCAGAUCCAGUUACUGGACCAGCUGAAACUACAAAAACAUCUACUUCCAUCACGACUAUUGGUCAAAAUGCAUUUGUAUUGUCUUGUGGACCUGACGCUGCUAGUUUCAAAUUCUCAACAGAACCUCCUCCACUUGCUUCUGACACACCCGCAUUAAGUAGUACAGAGGAAUCAUUUACAACAGAGCCUGUAAUGGAGUCAUCUUCCAUUGUUCCCACCAAUACUGAUGCUGUAUCAACCCAAAGCAGCAAACCAGAAGAGGUCUCCUCUUCAACACCCAAAUCUUUAUCAGAGGGUCCUCCCGUUAAGACAGUUUCUCCAUCUUCAAUCUCAUCAACCACUGUCAUUCCCGGCUUAGUAACCCCUUCUGAACCAAUUAGUGACACUACAAACAAGCCAAUGGAAGGUUUUAUUGAGGACGUUGCCAAAACAACAGUAAGGGAUAUAACAGAAGGUGCAACAACCAAACUGUUUUCCACAACACAAAUUGUGGAGAUUUUGACAGAAAGCUCUACAGCUUUUCUUACCAUGCAAACUGAUGCGAGUCUUACCUCAUUAUACCUGAUGGACAAAACUAUGGCAGUUACACAAUCAAGCCCCAAAACAGAUUCAUUUUUGACUGAAGAAAACACAACUACAGAGGAAAUUUCAGGUUUGAGUCUUUCACCUCAAUCAGCUGUUUCACCUAAGACAACACCAUAUCAGAGAGUAACUGAUAUUGGGUCAGUAACCACUGAGGAUCUGAGUUUUACAAGUGUACCUGUUGGACCUACAACAGCUGCUGAGAAAACUACUAAAACACCAGUUGACAUCUCUGUUGGUCCUUCCGGUUCUGUUUCUGCUGGACCUCCUGGUGUCACUGCAACAAGUGGUAAACCUACUGAUGAGCUGUUAUCGUCUGUAACCUCUGGGGUAACACCAGUUGCUGUCACAACUAAAUUUGAUGACACCAAAACAACAGUGUCUGUGACUAGCAAGAGGAGGUCGACCAUAAUCCCACCUCCACCACCUACAAGUCCACCCGCCAUGCCUUCCAAGGGAAAAAAAGAGCAAACAUUCCCAUCAGCCUCAGAAACUACAAGAACAAAAGUGAAACUUCUCAAUACAGUAAUGCCUACAAUCAGUUCUGGAUAUAAGACAGCUUCCUGGAGCCCAGAAACAGAUUUUACUGAGACCAUUUCAAAAGCACAAAGUACACAAAUUAGUAUGGAUCUUACAACUAAAAUUCCUGAACAAAAAAUGACCACUCAGGGUCCCUUCUAUGGUUCUUCUACUGAUGGUGACAAUCAUUCUCAACCUACUGACCACUCAAAGAUUCCUUCUACAAUGAAGAGCACUGAGAUACAUAAUAAUUUGGUCAACAGAAAUUCUUCAUCCACCACUGUUGGUUAUGAUAGAACUACAGUCUUGCCUACAUCUCUACACUCGUUACUGAUGACAUCAACUAGGCACAAAGCCCUGGCUACCACCAAGCCACCAACUGUUUUCACCACGCUGAUGACACUUAUGUCCCGCUCAACUGAAUUUAGGCAGAUGUCAAAAGUACCUAGGACACCAGAGGACACAAUUUCUGAAGAAUCAACAACUGAAAAAUCAACGGUGAGUAAGGAUACGCCCAUCACCACAGAGAGUACCGAAGGUGAAGACAUUACUGUAACCACAGGAAGCUCCUGGAUGACUGACUUGGUAACAUCUACCAUCAAGGCUGUUACAGCUACUGUAACUAACCUGGGAAGCACUAUUUUACCUAUAAAUCAUGGAGAGAUGUCAACUAAAUCUUUGAUGGCAGAACAAAUAGAUGGUGCAUCACAAGGUUCCCCCUCAUCUCUCCAGCUACCAACCUCCCCAGAUGUGGAGAGCAUGUCUCCGAGUAGUGUCUCCACUGAAGCGAUAAGAUAUCCUACAACCUCAUCAAGAGACUUGUCAUCUUCUGAACUGUCCACAUCGCCUGAACCAGAAGGCUCAGGAUUGGAAGGGACAUUGUCCAACAUCAAUGGUGCCACUGAAAUAACUCGCAUGGAAGAGAAUACAUCACCUAGAGUUACUCCUAUGGAUUUAAAGGAUUCCACCUCUUCCAUCACAUCAAAAGAUUCAUCAGCUGGUGAGCCAGAGGGCUCAGGACAGGACAGGAAAGCUCAACAGGACAUGGUGUUCUCCUUUUCUAAUCUUGCGACAACUAAACAGGACUACAGGGUGUUCCAGUUAGUGAAUCCCGACCAAAAGCCAUCAGAAAGGGUGACUGAGAAGGCAACCCCUACAGUGACUCCGAGCAAGGCUGCAACAACAGCGACAACAAAGCCGGGUGAAAUGACAAGCAUGUUACAACCAUCCACAAAUCCAGAUCCCCGCAAAUGUCCACAUUGUGAAAUGGAUCUGUGCCCUGUGUGUGGGUCUGAUGGUAAGACCUAUCAAUCUGCUUGUGAGUUGAAGCGUGUGGCCUGCCUACGAGGAUCCACUACGCUGGUAGCUGAUUAUUCUGGAGACUGCAUACCUGGGCUGCUUGAUCUUGUCACUGGAAAGAUAUCAUGCCAGGAGUUUAUGUGUCCAUCCAUCUAUAAUCCCGUUUGUGGCAGUGGUCAUGUGACCUAUGACAAUGACUGUAGCCUCAUAAAGACCCAGCUGUGUAUGGAUGGGAUGCAGGACCUGGUCAAGGUGCAUCAUGGGAUAUGUGAAGACUUCCUGUAUCUACAGGCUGAGGAGAAAAUGAAAAAAGUGAUUUAAUUGAUGGUCCAUUGUAAAAGUUAAGGUAGUGAUGCAAAUAAUCAAUGAUGAAGAGUAACACUGAAAUUGAUUAUGUGACAGCAAGACUCAAGGUUUAAGGCUCAAGAUCACUGCCUUGAAAUGUAUACAAUUUAUACAUGAAAAAAAAAAACCCAGAGGUGCUAUUGCAAAAAGUGUGGAUUAACUUGCAGUCUUGCACUUAUUUUAUUAUAGCCAAUUAUGAGAUCAUAAACCUUGAAGGUAAAUAUUUUUAUAAGACUGUUAUAUGCUGCAUACUGUGUGUAUAUUCGAGACAUGUUUUAGUAUUUCCUGAAUAAUCCUGUCAUUUAUGUGAAGAUUGUUUAAGACUCUUUGCAUUCAACAGUCAUCUUGGCAGUUGUUAUUGUACAAAGGUCUGCUGGUAUGAAUCCCUAUAAACAAGCGAACACACCUCCAAGAUGGCUGCAAUGCAAAGGAUCUAUUCUUAUAUGUGUGUUAAUGGUUAAUUGGUGAAUUCCACCUUGAAACAUAUUGUUGCUAUGACUUCAUGUUGUGCUUGAGCAUUUGUCAAAAGAAUGAACUAGCACUGGUUAUGGCAAGCUAGGCAUGCCAGUAUGUACUAAAAAGUGUUUAACCCGAAGCUAGGCAUGCCAAUAUGUACUAAAAAGUGUUUAACCCGAACCUAAAUUUUGGUGGGCAAGCCAUGAGUACCGAGUCCAUCAAAAUGCACCUAUAGCAGUGGUGGUCCUGUGAUGGAUUUCAGUGGAUUUGGUUGUGAAGCAUUAUGUGAAGCAAAGUCAGUGAUAGAUUUUGAUGGACUGGUUACAGUUCUUAGUAAAAGACACCAGGGAGUUAGGUUAAACACAGUGUGACUUGAUAUGUACAUGUAUUGUGAAGACGGACCGUCAGAGUAAUUUUGGGAAAUUGAUCAGUAUCCUAUCUGUAAUAGAAUGUGGAUACACAGACUAGUGUGGGAUGAUCAACGUUCCACUUCUCAGAUUUGUGUUCCUCAGAGAGUGCUCUUGUUUGCAUUUGUAGUUUGACAAGUUUUUUCUUGAUGUUACAGUUGAAAUACUUGGAUGGGUUAAGAGGAAUAUCGUUGUCUUGUUGAAGAAAGACAUUUCAUAGUUAUUCAUUAGUUAUUAUAAAGAAAAUAUUGUUGAUACAGAAAUUGGUUUUUUUUGGCUGUUCCAAAUGCCAUCUUGCGGUGCUGGGUAAAGUAUGUGCCUUCAUUGUGGAAAGGGGGUAUGUUAUUUGUUACAUAACUUACAUGACAUGCACACAUUUAUUAUUAAAAUGACACUUAAAAAAAAAUGUUUUGCUUUUUAUAACCAUUUACUAUUUUGCCACAGAUAUUAUGAAUGAAAUAAAUCGGAAUGAUGCAACUUCUGGGGUUAAGUGUCUUAUGAACAUUGGGCUGUAAAAAAAACCCCAAAACAAAAACAAACAUUUGUUAUGAGGAAUCAACUUAAUGUGAUGUGAAAUGAAAGACAAGAGAAGUUUGAACUUCUUGAAGUGAAGCAAAGGAAGGCAAUAAUCCUAUUCGUUAAGUGUAGUACAACUGGGUCCAGAUCACUUUGGGAAAGAGUUCCAUACCUGGACAUCACCUGACACUCUGUGCACAAACCCUUGAGACAGGUUUGAAAAUUUGAUGUGUUUCUCAGUAAAUGCUUCAAUAUUUUUCCUGCUAAAUUGACUUCUUAGGACAUAUAAUUGCAUUCUGAUGGUUGAUAGGUAAUUGCAGGGGAAAAUAAGUGAUGUUGAUAUAUGGAAUUCCUCCCUAAGAGGUCAAGGUAGUCAUUGGAGCCCAAGUUUUAGGCCAUGGUGAGGCCCAGGCAAGUCUAAUUCACAAAUGACAGUAACUCAGCCAGUUACUGACUGCAUAGAGGAGUGUAGGCUGGCCUCUGGACCAGCCAAUUGGGUUUUGUUUAAAGGUAGAUGUUAAAAAAAUAACAUGCGUUAGGUUGACUUUGUGCAAAUUGACAUUUAACAAUUGUUGACUGCUGCGAUGAGGGAUAUGACAUUUUGAACACCCGAGGGGAUAUGCACCCAAGGGCAUUCAAAACGUCAUAUCCCACAUCAAAGCAAUCAAUAAUUGUUUUCUUGUACCUCUGUCUUGGAUUAUUUUGAUUUUGAUGUAAAAAUCUCGAAAACAAACAGUAGUAAACACAGCAAUCAUGACCAUCGAACGUCGGUUCACAUGCAUGUCGCGUGCUCGAAACAGCUGAUCUUCUGCAAGUUGGCUGCUCCCACUCGUGUGAAAACAUGGUGAAAAUGGCGUGGGUACCAACAAUACUAGCAUUUCGUACAUACCAUAUGAACGUGAUAUCCCAUUGAGAGUGUGCCAUGACUUUUUAUAAACUUAACACGUGAUCGUUCUGGGUCAAUGAAAAUACAGUAUUUAAGACAGAGGUAUAACAAUAUGCAAUGUACCCUUUGGACUAUACUUCCAUAGUUAAAUAGUGCAAGAUUGUCAAACACUGGUGCUUUAGACUUAGUGUUUUUGCGUAACUAAAUUUUGUAGAAAACUUAAAUUUUUAGAUUAUGUGUAGUUUGUAGAAGAUAAUAUUCUUUUUUACUAAAGCCAAUAAUUUAUGCCAUUACUGCAAUAAAAAAUAAUAUCUUUCAAGUGUAAAUUAUGUAGACAUCGAGUAUCGAUUGUUGAAAGAUAGAAUAUGGCAUUUCCUAGUAAUAAAGGUUAUUCUGGAACUUUU